CUUAGCAGGCGCGGAGUGUCCUACUGAAAGACUAUUUUUACUAAAUGUACUUCUGAAACUUUUGUCGGAAACAGCCAAUACUUGCUAAACAAGCUAGGUCGUUUUAGCUGUUAAGAUUUCUGUAAUAGCGCCUCCAUUAUUGAGGUAUUUUGUUCAGCUGAAGUAUCCUAGCUUGCUAGUUAGCUUGUGCCCCAGCUAGAACUCUUUGGUGCGAAGUUUAAAAUGAGAUGGAUAAUCAAACUACCAUACAAUCCUCUUAGCAUCGUACGUUUGUAUUUCAUUUUCAUGUGUUGUUUUUGAGUACUCUGAACGCCUCUGAUCAGCUGCCAAAACAAGUUAGCCUCGGUAACUCGUUACUUUACCUUCGUAACAUGCUCAGGAACGCUUAGGUGUGUUGCACACAGACAGUAAAAGAGGUUGCACAUUUGUAAUAUUCGCAUGUGAAAUAUAACGUUAGGCUAAAGUGUAUUAACAAAAUUAGUUCAAUUCUAGCGUAGCAUAUAAAAUCGUUUGCAAAUAAACAGGAUCACAAUUAAAAGACGGAUCGAUUAAAUAUCAACCAAUGGACUUUGUUUUCCCAUGUUUGUCAAGUUGUCAGGAUAAUGGGACAGAUCCCUGACUUGAUGAAGUUUUGCCUAGCGAGUGGUUAAUAAAAAGCGACAUGAUUUUGACGCAGUGCUCAACACAGGCAUGUCGAGAUAUAAUAUAACUGACAGCUUUACUUCUUUUGACAGUUAAAUUAUCAGAUACAACAAAACAAAUUAAACUGUACCAAAAAUUAAGCCCUUUUUUAUGUCAAGAGAAAUGCUGCCAAAGCAGCCUGGAGUUUAAUUUGAAAGGAGAUGGGCCUGGGGGGGGGGGUUGUCUCUACUGAGCAGCUGGCCAAAAAAUGGGAAAAUCUGAAAAGGGAAUACAAGUUGUCAAAUUUGUGUUCAGUAAUUGAAGUGUCCGGUUCCUGGCAUGGAAAAAGAGGCAGAGAAGGGGAUUGCCACUUGGCACUUGUUCAGCCUGUUGGACAAGGCCCUGGGGGACCAGUUUCCCUCAUCUCCAGUGGUCAGCACAGCAGAGGACAGGUUUGCUAGCCUUCCCACUAAGAGAGUGUGUCUGGUGCAAGUGGGGAACAACGCCUUGGAGCUGCUCCCAAACACACUGUUGCCAGAUAAGACUGAGACUGUAAACGCUCCCACAGGCCACAACAGCAGAGUGAUGAAGCAGUUUGACACGGACCUGAAGACUGAUAUUACCAACCUGAGGAGGGACAGGCUGGGGUUGGAGCGGGAACAGGCAGAGGUGGAUAGAGAGCGUCUGCUGCUGGAGAGAGAGAGGAGACUCCUGGAGAGGGAGAUGAUAGCCAUGGUGAGAGACAAAACACAGCUAGAGAAGGACUGGGUCAACGUGGAACGAGACAAAGCGGCUGUGGAACGGGACAAGGUCAGCCUUGAGAAGGACAUGGCAUCACUGGAAAGGGAGAAGGUGGCAGUGGCAAGGGAGAGGGAAAGGUUAAAGAGAGAGCAUGAGAAAAAUGUUUCCCACAAUGAAGUUGACUCUGCGGCUCUUGAGGACAGGCAGAAAUUGAGGUCUUUAUUUGAGAGACUUGUUGAGAAAUUUUAAACUCACAUAUACUGCACCAAAGGCAAGUUGAGAAAGACCAUAAAUAAGACCUGAACUUGAACAUUGAAUGUAUUCACAGUACGUCGAUUCACGUUAUCACCACAUUAUCACAUGUGCUUUCUUUUUCUCUGAAUCCUUUUUGUCAUUAUUUAAACCAUUCACAAUAGGCACUCAGUGGCAUGUACCAAUACCGUUGUUUUCAUUUGUAAGGCGACAAGGUGCAAGAUACACAACUUUUAAACUAUAAUGGGCAAGAACAUUCAAACACAGAUGAAAUAUAGAUGAAGUUCACAAGUUUGAAUUGUUUGUUCAAAUCUAAAUGUUUGAACUGUUGGACUGUCAUACCUUAGUUGGCCUCUGGUGGCCAAUCUUUCUCGUUUUUGGAUGAUGUACUUACUGUUGAUUAUGUCCAAAAUUGUUCUGGAAGACAUUGCUAUUCAGUUUGUGAAAUCAGGCUGAAUCUUUGUUAAAAUAAAAAAUCCCAAAUUGUCAUCUUAUAUGAUUUAACUCAUAAUAUCUUUUCAGAUGUUUGUGGUCAGAUUACCAAGGAAACUGAUUAACUUCCUGCAUCUGAACAAUCUGAUUACAACAGCAAUCUACAGGAUCUUCGGUCUACAACCUCACAGGCUGUCACUUGACCAUUUACAGUGCCAUUUUCAACGUUGAAAAAAUUAAAUUCAAAUUGAUAUGAACAAUGACAA
This is a messenger RNA of Clupea harengus (Atlantic herring), 2312 nucleotides long. RefSeq lists its product as uncharacterized. The record is from RefSeq and is a predicted model, not a curated record. NCBI's taxonomy places the organism in Eukaryota, Metazoa, Chordata, Actinopteri, Clupeiformes, Clupeidae. The transcript is spliced from 3 exons. The coding region runs from base 961 to 1611 and encodes 216 amino acids.